Messenger RNA from Mus musculus (house mouse), 12106 nucleotides. RefSeq names its product PR domain containing 10 (gene Prdm10). The transcript has 23 exons. Gene Ontology annotation, cellular component: nucleus; nucleoplasm. Lineage: Eukaryota; Metazoa; Chordata; Mammalia; Rodentia; Muridae. The coding region runs from base 5472 to 8924 and encodes 1150 amino acids. The record is from RefSeq and is a predicted model, not a curated record.
UCUGCCUCCUGAGUGCUGGGAUUAAAGGGAUGGGUCACCUACCACGACUCACUUCAGCUUGCUUUGUUACAUAUUUCAGGACCACCAGCCCAAGGUCCUCCCACACCAACCAUCAAUCUAAAAAAAUGCACCACAGGCUUGCCCACAGGCCAAUCUGGAGGAAGUAUUUUCUCAGUUGAGGUUUCCUCUCCCAAAACGAUGCUAGCUUAAGUCAAGAAGUUUAUGACAUGAAACUAGCCAGCACAUAUUGGAAGAAUCAGAUAGGCUUGCAGUUCAUAGCAAGAAUAAAGAAUUAGAACUGGAAUUUCAUCACUCUGUUGCUGGUCUAUUGUAUUUCUGCUUCAGUUUCUUUUCACCAGUUAAACUAAGGUCAGUAUGAUUCCUUUCCUGAAUUCCAGUUAUUUGUUCCAGGAAUCAGUUAAGUGUAAAAGCUUUAACUCACAUCCCAACUGUGAACAGAACAUUUCUGUUGAUUGCACUUGUAGUCAGCUUUAAUGUGGGGCUUCUUAUUCAUUGUCAUUGUCCGCCUGCUUGCUACUGUGUGCUAAGAUACAUUUUCUGAACCCGAGAUUUAACCAACUUCUUUGGGUUGGUGUGGGCACUAAAUUAAUGAGCUGAGCUGAUCACUGUGAGCUCCUUGGAUUCUGACUGAGAUGAAUUUGAGUUAUUUAUCUUCAAUAUCUCGUGCUUGUGACUGGAACUGAGCCCAUUGCUUCCCUCUGGCCAUUCCCACAAGGCUCUGUUCCCAAGAAAGAACUGCAUUUGGUAGGCACUGCUAGUGUGACUUACUUUUUCCCCCUUAGUUUGACCUAAUAUCUGACUAGAAGCAACACAAAGAAGGAAGAAUUCUUUUGGCAGAGGUUUCAGUGAUACAGUGUAUCCUGGAGGGACAAGGCGGUGGGAAAGGCAUUAGCCGGCUCCUCGGUGGGAGGAGUGCCUGCCGGCUUGCUUGUAUCUCCGCUGAUACAAAGGAAAGGACACAAAGCAAGGCCAAUCUAUAAAACCUGAAGUUCUGUCCCCCACUGACCUAUUUCCUAAAGUUCUGAAACAGCACUGGCUUCUGGGGACCAAGUAGUCAAACACAGGAGCCUGUUGGGGAGUGGGGCAUUGCACAUUCAAACUGUGACGGGGAGUUUUCUUAAAUCUUGCAUAAAAAAGAAACAGCUACAACAAAAACUCUUGAGAAUCUGGUCAGUAGUCAGAGAUCCAAGAAAUAAGUUUAGCUCCAAAGUCCGAGACUUUAUGAAAUAAAUGAGAUGAGGGUAGGAGUGUGGAAGCUGGCUUUUAACUAGGUUGGCAGCAUGGCCUAUACCGCCUUGCCAGUGAGUAGGACAGGAGCAUCCUUUGUAGCCUCCUGCUGUCUCCUUCACCUUUUGCCUUCUUUCUUCCUACAAACCUCUUAAGUGGCAGUACCUUAGGUAACUACAGUGUUUCCUGAGACCCUGUCUUUUCCCUGACUCCAGCGCUGGUGCAAAUACAACUCAAGAAGUAAAGAGUGCAGCUAAGGUUAUACUUGUAGACAGACCGCAGUGCUGUUAUCUGCCACUGCUACCUACUGUUUACUACUGUGUGCUGAGCUGGAGGGCAGUGAUGUUAUAGUCAGCCUGCUGCCUAAGCUGCAGAUUGGAUUCCAAGGAUUUCAGAAGAAUGGUGUUGGCUACAGUUCAGGACCUGAGCCCAAUAGAUUGCAAUGGGAGCGAGAGAGCUAACAGUGCCAAUUUGCCUGGGUGGAGGGAGGUUGGGAGGCAGGGUUGCCCUUGAAUGUACCAACUCCUGCUUCUUGGUAGCCAUGCAUUGAUUCCUGGUUGCUGUGAGAAAAGAGCCCAGUGACAUCCCAGCUGCAUCAUGAAGUGGGACAGUGAUUAUUACUUGUUUUUUGUUUUGGUUUUCGAGACAGGGUUUCUCUCUGUAGCCCUGGCUGUCCUGGAACUCACUGUAGACCAGGCUGGCCUCAAACUCAGAAAUCCACCUGCCUCUGCCUCCCGAGUGCUGGGAUUAAGGGCGUGCACUACCACGCCCGGCUUGAUUAUUACUUGUUUUCUAUGAAUUUUUUAUUUCAACUUUUUAUUAUAGAGAAACAUGGAGAAAGGUUCCCACUUAACCACUUGUAAAUGUGCAGCGGCAGGAGCACUAACGGACUGAGUCCUCUCUCUAGCAUUAUUAUCUUCUACUAUUUUUCAAUGUGUAUUUAUUUUGUUUCAUGUGUACUAGUGUUUUACCUGCAUGUGUGUGUGUGUGUGUACCUGACAUGUGAUUGGUGUCCAAGGAAGCCAAAAGAGAGGAAUGGGGUCCCCUGGAACUGCAGUUACAAAUGCUUGUGAGCCAUCACGUGGGUGCUGGGAAUAGAACCCUGGUCCUCUGCAAGUGCGGUAAGUGUUCUUAACUGCUGAGCCAUCUCCAGCACCACCAUAGCUACUUUUAAAAGAUGGUUGUUUUUUUAUUGUUAUUGUCUGUAUUGUGAGUAGUGUGUAUCUGUGAGUGUGUAUGCAUGUGUGUGAGUGUUCCGUCGCACACUCCUGGCCAUCAUGACAGUUGGUUGAGCUGCUGUUCUUCCCACCUUCCCGUGGAUUGCAAGGACUGAACUCAGAUUGUCAGGCUGUGCGUGCGGCGGGUGCUUUUGUAGUAUCCUGACCUGGCUUUUCAAAUGACUGAAACAUUUUUUUAUAUCUAGGGAAAUGGUAACAUUUCAUGAUGUUCUGUUAUCAGAGUGUAAUUCAGAACCAUGAACAUGGAAUUUCUUUUUCUUUUUUUCUUUUGGGGAAGGGUCUCGUGUAGCCUAAGCUGGCCUCCUGUUCACUGUUUAGUGAUCUUAAACCUCUGAUCCUCCUGCCUCUUAAGUGCUGUGACUGCAGGCAGGUACCCUGUGACCCCUCUGAGUGCUGUGACUGCAGGCAUGUGCCACCAUGCCUAGUUUUAUGCAGUGCUAGGAACUGAAUUUAAGGCUUUGUGUGUGUAUGCUGGACAAGCACUUUGCUAAUCGAGUGGCAUCCACAACGGCUGGAAUGUUUAAAUACUGGAACCAGUUCUGCUGUUUUACACCACAGAGUUGGGCUCCUUGUAACCUUUCCGUAGCAGUGUAGGCAGUGGACUCUCAGAAGGUUCUGGAGCAGUGGCAUUAGCUAGGAAUGGCCCAGUGGUGAUGUGAGUGAGAGGACAGAUGCUGAGGGAUGACACUGGUUGGUGACAGGAUGGAAGUGUAGGUGUGACUGAGAAGUGGAGGGAGAGGCUGAGCACUCCAGAAAUGUCUUAUCCAUAGUCUCCACCACUGUGGAGUAAACAGGGAAGUUGGUUCUUGGGUCUCCCAGUAGGUGCUGUAUCCUAUGGGGCACAGCUACGGACACCUUUUUUUCUUCAGUGCUUACCAUGUACUAAAAAUGUACUCAGUGUUCACCAGGGUGAGAGCUUUGUGACCAGUCCUUGCAUGUUUGCCAUUAUGCUGUGUGAUCACAAAUAGUGCCAGGUUUUAUUGAAUUUAAGAUGCUGAUGCCAAGAGAUACAAUUGUAUGUCAUUAAGAAAAAAGAACCAGCACUUGGGAAGCAGAGGCAGGUGGAUCUUUGAGUUCAAGGCCAUCCUGAUCUACAGAACGAGUCCCAAGAUAGCCAGAGCUACGCAGAGAAAUCCUGUCUUGUAAAAAAGAAAAAGAAAAAGAAAAGAAAAGAAAAGAAAAGAAAAGAAAAGAAACAAAACAAAAACCAACCAAAUGCAAUCCAGCUGGGAUGCUGGUUUCCUGCAGAUAGCUUAGCUCCCCCAGGUUGGUGGCUCAGUUCUCAAGGCUGCUGCUAUUUGAGAUGCCACUAUCAACUGCAGGUUGUUUUACCUGUGCUUCUGACGGCCUGUUCUAAGUUGACAUUCCCCACCUCAUGUCUGGACUUCCAUUUCUUCCCUAGAAUAGGUCAUAGACCUCAGCGAACUCUUGGUGUUUACUGCCCUGUUAAGGAUGUUAAAAAGGAUGUCGGUGAACUCCAGAUGAUUGUAUACAGAGAACAAGAGGUAGGGGAGAGGGCGUCCUACCCUCUCCAGACGUACUUCUUCCUGGAAGUUAUCCUGAAGCUGGCUAAAAUGUCAUUUUUUUGGCCUUUGGUGCUAAAUUUAAUCUUUAGUCUGUUAUCUGUGUCAUUCCCUGAACACUUUUUUUUUUAAAAGAGUUUGGUACAGGACAGUGGGAACUCAAACGUGAAGGAGAAGAGGGUGUUAGAAGAAGCUGGACUUCAGAGGGCUGAAUCCACAAUUUUUUUUUUUUUUCAUAUUGUCUUAGCAAUAGCACCCAUCGUGACCCUCCCCAGGGUGCCAAUAUCAGCUGUGUCAUUAACACCCUUUGUAGGGGCCAGGGACUUAGGAUUUACCUGCCAGGUAAAGGGGACAAAGACCAAAUGUGUAUUUCCUGCUACCACACUGUGCCGUGUUUGCUACCAGUGUUAGGAACUUACUGGGAACUGCCUUUGUGGGCAGUGAGUCUCAUCCUCAUUGCUAGAGGUUACUGCUGUUCUUCCCUAGAAGCGGAUUGGUUGAUCGCUCCAUGUCUUUCUCUGUGUACAUGCUAAGACUCGAUUCCCUCCCAGCCACGGCCCAGCCCUGCUCUGUGAGGCUGCGGGUGCUUUACAUCACGUCCCGUUCCUUGACGCACUAAGAUUUAACAAGGGCACUUGAGAUGGUAGUGGUUGUCCUGCUCCUUUUGGUGUUUGCUUUCUUCCUAACAUCUGUUACACUUAGUGAUCUCAGCACACCUGGGCUAGACAUCCCCUCCUCUGUCUCCAGUCUCACAGUAGGAUGGAUAUCUUUACUCGAGAAAAAUCACCCAAGUCCUUCCUCAUGUCAGCAGUUAACAGAACAUACUCCUUGUCUCUACGGAACUCAGAGGCUUAAGAUAAGCAGGGGGGAGACUAGAACCCGAUUGGAUAACUUUUUUUUCCCCCAUGAUUGGAUAACUUUUGAAAUGUGAUUACUUAUUUGUAGCAAACUUUAUGCUAAAGCACUUUCCACCCACUGCUUUAUGUCAGUAAUCACGGGGCUUCAUUUUACAGAGAAAACAGAGAAAGAGACGUUUUGAGAUUUGCUCAAGGUUAGCUAACUUGCUACUAAAACCCAGGCCAGCCCACACCCUUUCCGAGGCUGUCUCCCGUGCUUGUUAAUACUCUCCAGCUCUGGGCCUCAGGUGUGCUCAGAGUGCUGGGUGCAGGGUAGGUGAGGAAACUAAUGAUGGUCUCAUUGUACACAGCACUUCAACUGCUGCAGUAUCUUCUUGGAACAAAGACUAUAAGACACCAACCUCCACAACUCCUGAAUGUGUCCAGAGUUAACUGCCAUUAUGAUAUGGUAAAAGAUCAGAGCAAACCUAAACGGCCAGGGUGCUGCGAGACCUUCCUGCCCUGGAUGAGCACACGUGUACAGGGCGUAGGGCACAGAGGAGUGCUCUCUGUCCUGCGCUGCUGCUGUAGGUGGGCCAGACCUGGAGCUGUCCAACAAGGAGGGAAUGGAUCCCAAAGAUGAAAGCGCUCAUGUGUGGCCAACGUCUGCAGACCAUGAACAGAGCACUGCACAGGUGCACUUUGUUCCGGAUGCCGGAACUGUGGCUCAGAUUGUAUACACUGACGACCAAGUCCGUCCACCCCAGCAGGUGGUGUAUACAGCAGAUGGUGCCUCCUACACGUCAGUGGACGGUCCAGAGCACACACUGGUCUACAUCCACCCGGUGGAAGCUGCACAGACUCUGUUUACAGACCCAGCCCAGGUAGCUUAUGUCCAACAGGAUGCCACAGCUCAACAGGUGCUGCCUUCCAUUGAGAGUGUGCAUGGUUCCGACCCUCUGGCGACUCUGCAGAACCCCAUUGCCAGACUAGAUGCAAAAGAGGAAGAGGAAGAAGAAGAAGAUGAGGAUGAGGAUACAGAGGAAGAGGAGGAAGAGGAUGCUGAAGACACAGAUGUUGAUGACUGGCAGCCUGACCCGCCCCGGCCUUUUGACCCCCAUGACUUGUGGUGUGAGGAGUGUAACAAUGCACAUUCUUCCGUGUGCCCGAAGCAUGGCCCCUUGCAUCCCAUCCCUAACCGGCCUGUGCUCACCCGGGCAAGAGCGAGCCUGCCUCUGGUCCUCUACAUAGAUAGGUUCCUCGGAGGAGUGUUCUCCAAAAGACGGAUUCCCAAGCGCACCCAGUUCGGCCCAGUGGAGGGGCCGCUGGUCAGGGGAUCGGAGCUGAAAGAUUGCUAUAUUCAUCUCAAGGUUUCUCUUGAUAAAGGAGACAGAAAAGACAGGGAUUUGCAUGAAGACCUGUGGUUUGAGUUGUCCGAUGAGACUCUUUGUAACUGGAUGAUGUUUGUGCGCCCAGCCCAGAACCACCUAGAACAGAACCUGGUAGCUUACCAAUAUGGCCACCAUGUGUAUUACACAACAAUAAAGAACGUGGAGCCCAAGCAGGAACUGAAGGUGUGGUACGCUGCAUCCUACGCUGAGUUCGUGAAUCAGAAAAUCCAUGACAUAUCUGAAGAAGAGAGGAAAGUUCUUCGAGAGCAAGAGAAGAACUGGCCGUGCUAUGAGUGCAAUCGGCGGUUUAUCAGCUCAGAGCAGCUGCAGCAGCAUCUUAAUUCUCACGAUGAGAAACUGGACGUGUUUACCAGGACUAGAGGGAGAGGAAGGGGUCGAGGGAAGAGGAGAUUUGGUCCUGGCCGGCGACCCGGGCGUCCUCCAAAAUUUAUCCGUUUGGAAAUCACCAGUGAAAAUGGGGAAAAGAGUGACGACGGAACACAGGACUUGCUGCAUUUCCCUACAAAGGAACAGUUUGAUGAGGCAGAACCAGCUACUCUGAAUGGACUAGAUCAGCCAGAACAAGCGUCCAUCCCAAUUCCUCAGCUGCCACAGGAAACCCCGCCUUCUCUGGAGCAGGAACCAGAAACUCACACCUUGCACCUGCAGCCACAGCAAGAGGAGAGCCUCGUGCCUACCCAGACCACUCUGACAGCCGAUGACAUGCGCAGGGCCAAACGCAUCCGACUGGAGCUGCAGAAUGCAGCUCUUCAGCAUCUGUUUAUCCGGAAGUCCUUCCGGCCUUUUAAGUGUCUGCAGUGUGGGAAGGCCUUCCGGGAAAAGGACAAACUGGACCAACACUUGCGCUUCCAUGGGCGGGAGGGGAACUGCCCGUUGACCUGUGAUCUCUGUAACAAGGGCUUCAUCAGCAGCGCCUCCUUGGAGAGCCACAUGAAGCUGCACUCGGACCAGAAGACUUACUCUUGCAUUUUUUGCCCAGAAUCCUUUGACCGCCUUGAUUUGUUGAAAGAUCAUGUGGCCAUUCAUGUCAAUGAUGGCUGCUUCACCUGCCCAACUUGUAAGAAACGGUUCCCAGAUUUUAUCCAGGUGAAAAAGCACGUGCGAAGUUUCCACUCUGAAAAGAUCUACCAGUGUACAGAGUGUGACAAGGCCUUCUGUCGCCCCGACAAGCUGAGACUGCACAUGCUCCGGCAUUCCGACCGCAAGGACUUCCUGUGUUCCACCUGCGGGAAGCAGUUUAAGCGAAAAGACAAACUCCGAGAGCACAUGCAAAGGAUGCAUAACCCCGAGAGGGAGGCCAAGAAAGCUGACCGCAUCAGCCGUUCCAAGACCUUCAAACCACGGAUCACAUCCACAGACUACGACAGCUUCACGUUCAAGUGCCGCCUGUGCAUGAUGGGCUUCCGGCGGCGAGGCAUGCUGGUAAAUCACUUAUCAAAGAGACAUCCAGACAUGAAGAUAGAAGAGGUGCCUGAGUUGACCCUGCCCAUCAUAAAACCCAAUCGAGAUUACUUCUGUCAGUAUUGUGAUAAGGUUUAUAAGAGCGCCAGCAAGCGCAAAGCCCACAUUCUGAAGAACCACCCAGGAGCUGAGCUCCCGCCAAGUAUUCGGAAACUGCGUCCUGCUGGCCCUGGAGAGCCUGACCCUAUGCUGAGCACCCACACUCAGCUGACGGGUACCAUUGCCACCCCUCCUGUCUGCUGCCCACACUGCUCCAAGCAGUAUAGCAGCAAGACCAAGAUGGUGCAACACAUUCGAAAGAAACACCCAGAGUAUGCCCAGCUUCCCAACACCAUCCACACACCACUGACGACAGCUGUGAUCAGCGCCACCCCAGCUGUCUUAACGACAGAUAGUGCCACUGGAGAGACUGUGGUGACAACAGACCUGCUAACUCAGGCGAUGACAGAACUGUCCCAGACCUUAACAACGGAUUACCGAACACCUCAGGGGGACUACCAAAGGAUUCAGUAUAUCCCUGUGUCUCAGUCAGCAUCUGGUCUGCAGCAGCCUCAGCACAUACAGUUGCAAGUGGUGCAGGUGGCUCCGGCCACUUCCCCACAUCAGUCUCAGCAGUCCACAGUGGACGUUGGCCAGCUGCACGACCCUCAGACUUACACGCAGCACGCCAUCCAGGUGCAACACAUCCAGGUCACAGAGCCCGCCCCUGCGGCUCCGUCAGCAUCCCAGGUAGCUGGGCAGCCAUUGAGCCCCUCUGCUCAGCAGGUACAGCAGGGGCUCAGCCCCUCCCAUAUCCAAGGCAGUUCUUCCACACAAGGGCAGGCUCUCCAGCAGCAGCAGAAUUCCUCUGUACAACACACAUACCUCCCCAAUGCUUGGAACUCCUUCCGUGGUUACUCAUCUGAAAUUCAAAUGAUGACACUGCCCCCAGGUCAGUUUGUGAUCACAGACAGUGGUGUGGCAACCCCUGUUACUUCUGGGCAAGUGAAAGCAGUGACUCCGGGUCAUUAUGUGUUAUCAGAAAGCCAGCCAGAAUUGGAGGAAAAGCAAGCCUCUGCUCUCUCUGGAGCAGUCCAGGUUCAGCCCUCUGCACACAGUGACUCCCUGGACUCCACAGGCCCCAGCCAACAGCAGACUACACAGUACAUCAUCACAACCACCACCAAUGGCAACGGGGGCAGCGAAGUGCACAUCACCAAGCCGUAGCCUUCAUCCCAUAGCUGGAGUCCAGAGCUCACACCACAAUUUUGGAAUCUGAAGCUCCAAACACCUCGCGACCUCUUUUUAAAGAUUUAUUACUCUCUCAAGCGUUUGGAAACUGCAGUUUUGACAACGUAGACCAAGGGUGAUUUUUGCCAAGGUCACCUUGAGUCAAUUGACUCUUCAAACCCUUGGGAUUUCUGCCAUGGAAUGCAGCUCUUUCAGGGGAAAGUUAACUUCUAGAUGGAGGAACUUGCGCCUUUGCUCUUGAGCUGGUUGUUUGUUUUGUUUUUGUUUUUGAACACACUGACAAGCCUUACUUGCCCUUCGUGGAAAUGCUCAGUGGCUGGUAUUAUGUUCAUACCAAAGGUGGAGACAGGAUGUACCAAGUCCGUGGCCACUGGACUUCUGAUAUCCAAGCUAUGGCAUCAAAAGAGAAGGAACAUUUAUUUUAUGGGUGUGAUUAGGUCAGGACCGCUAUAUCUCAUGCAUUGAGUUUUCAGUAAUUUUAACAAAGGCAGCUAGCUUAUUGGGGGGAAAAUUAAAAUAAGAUAAAGGUUUGAUGGUGGUGCUCUGAACGAAACUGCCAUCUACAUUUUUCUUAUUGCUGAUCUCUCUCUUUCUCUCUCUCUCUCUUUCCUAUAUGGGGUCUUACUCUGCUGCCCAGUAUAGCCCUGAGCUUAUGGGCUAAUGGGAUCCUCCUGCCUUAGCUGCCCACGUAGCUGGGACCACAGUCAGGCACUAUCAUGGCAGUUGUUUUUAAACUAUCUUGUUUCAGAAAACCUGAAACCUGGGCAGCAGCAGUCCUCCCUACAAAUGCUGUCCCCAGGCCGAUCUGGCCUCACGGUCCACAAGCAGACUCCCUGGAAGACAAAAGGACGCAUGAUCUGAACAGGAGUUGAGCCCCUUUGUUAAAGCUCUGCCUCCAGGCUUUGGGUAUAUAUAGCUGUGUUUAAGAAGGAGAUAUAGUUCUACGAAAAAUAUAUAAAUUAUAUAUAUAUGUAUAGACAUAUAUAUACAAAUACAUACAUACUUAAGGAGAGAGAGAGAGAGAGAGAAAGAGAGAGAGAGAGAGAGAAUGAAUGAGAACUGAAGACUUGGCCUGCCUUGCGGGAUCCACAUACACAUAUUGUCCACUUAUAAAGGAUGGGUUCCUUACUCUACAUACAUAAACUCAGGUGUUUAUGUAUAACACUUUUGUGUGUGAUGCUAGAAAUCAGACCCAGGGCCUCUUGCAUGCUAGGCAGGUUUCCCACCACUGAGCUACAACUCCAGCCCCCACCUCGCACUCUGGUUCCCAGCAUUGGGCGUAUUUUAGUACUUUCGAUCUUUCGAUGCUGUCUUAAAAAUGAAGAUUCUUUAAGGUUGGGUAGAAAGGUGGCCUUUCUUACUUCUAAGCAUUUUAAACUUUAAGCCUGUCAUUAACUCACCCAGACCUUGAUAUAAGAUAACCAACUUCCCACUGAGGGCAAAAAUGAAAAUAAAGGGACCAUUGUAAUAGGCUGAGAUAAAGGGAUGGGUGUGAAGGAAUAUUAAUGCAGUUAGUUCUGAGAGGAGCAGUUGUUUGUGUGAUAGUGGUCUUCUAUGUGUUCCUGUUUGGGAGUCGUAUUUGCUGUGGAUCUAGUGGGGAGGUGUCGCCCUUUUUUUUACGACGCAUUCCAGUUGUACCCAUAAGACAUCUUCAAAGCCUGUAUUUUAACAACUUUUGUGACAUAUUUAAAAAUAAUUAUUGUAGAGUGAAUUUAUCACUCCAGAUCAGGGACACCUAAGUUAAUUUCAAAUGAAGUUAACUAAUUUAUUUUAUUUACAUUUCUAAGGAAAAACUGGGUCUGUGGUUUAAGAUAUAGAGUAACUUUUGGGUGGUAAAGACGCCCUCCUGAAAAGUAAUCAUUUGGUUUGAAGUCACUUUAUUUAUUACGUAGAUCCUGUGCUUCCCUCUUGGGAUCUCAUUCAUAGACCAUGUCUGAAGAUUUGGGCAUGAAAAGAACCUGGGAAAAUUACCUCAAAAAAUGUGUGGAAACUGAAAAUGGACUCUGUAUCUUUGCCAACAAAAAGGUAACAGUAAUUUCAACAUGAAAUGUUGACUCCAGUCACGAAAUGCAAGACUCUGUUCCCCCAAGUCCUGUGGUGUAAUGACUGUAACUGUCUCGGGUUUUCCAAAAAGCCUGUAGUGUUGUAACUAUCCCAGGGUCUUAUCCAGAGAGACUUAGGAGGUAAGGAGCGGUAGACCAUCUCAAAGGUACAGUUGGAGUUUUUGUAAUUUAUAUUUGCCCUGCUGGAGCUGGGCGUGGGAGUGCACACCUUUAAUCCCGCGCUUGGAAGGUUGAGACAGGAUUCUCUUUGAGUUGGAGGCCGGCCGCUCCUACAAAGAGUUCAAGGACUGCUAGGGCUAUACACAGAGAACCCCUGACUUGAAAAAACUACACAAGUAAAUAAAUAAAUUUGAUCUGUUGGAUUCUCUUUAAUGUGAGCCAGCAAGGUAUCUCCCCUCUUCUCAGGAAUAACCCAGUGAUUAAAAUAAAGCCAAUCACUGAAGGAAUGUUGGUUUUAUGCCAGUUAUUUUUAACUUUUAAAAUAUACAGAGGAAAAUACUCUUGAAGGACCUUUUCAUCUCUUUCUCUUUUUUUGGUCCUUAUAUGAAAUAAGUAGAUCUCAGAACAUACACCAUCACUAUUCUAAGAUCAGGUAUUUUAUGAAUUUAUCCCGAGGUGACAGAAGAGAUGGCAGAGUAUAAUCCCUCUGACAGCCCAAUCUGGGAAACAUGUGGCCAAGGUUUCUAUGGUGAUCUCUCCCUCCCAGACACAUUGACACUGUAGACUGCAUUCAUUACAGCGGGAAUAUUUUGAAGUGGGUUGGAUGUAUAUUUUUUUUUUUACAUUUUUAUUGUUUAGUUUGUGCCCAGAAAAAUGGUUAUUUCAUCAUGUAACAUUCCUAUUUUUCUGGAAAGACUUUUCUGUUUUGAUGUUCUUGAAUUAUUUUCUGACCUGGAAUUAUCCUUUCAAAAAAAAUUCUUAAAAGAUGUAGAGCUAAAAAGUACCUAAUGAGAAGCUGAAGCUGGCCCAUUGGUUGAAAGUAUUGAUUCUAUCUUGUUAUUUAAAUGUGAACAUUUAUUGUAUAUUCAGUGAGUUAUAGUGUUAAUAGUCUUGUGCUACACAGCAGGUGUAAAAAAUUAAUAAAUAUUUUUUUAA